Molecule: messenger RNA, 2205 nt
Organism: Scatophagus argus
Lineage: Eukaryota; Metazoa; Chordata; Actinopteri; Scatophagidae
Product: zinc finger protein 615-like
Exons: 4
Coding region: 130-1398 (422 amino acids)
Source: RefSeq, a predicted model, not a curated record
UUUCUAUGAGUUACGGUAAUAGGCGUCACGCUAUUGGAAAGGCCAUUGUGUUGUUCCUUUUUGGAAGCUAACUCACCGACUGUGCUGCGGUUUUUUCCAACGUAAUUCUCGGCGGGAGCAAAGUAUAAAAUGUCUACAGACAUGCCACCGGGCAGCCUGAAUCUGGAGUCCCAGCUUUUGUCCAUAAUGGACGUUCUGGUGAAAGCGGCGGUGACGGAAAUCAGUCAGCUGUUCUCGGAGAGCUCGGCUUCUCUCCGCCUGCAUUUAACUCAGAGUCUGAAGGAAAACGAAGUGCUGAGGUUGAGGAUGAAGGUGAUGAGGAGUGAGCUCUUCUCGCUCAGGCUGCAGACCAGGACGAACCGCCAGGCCAGCCGCUUUUCGCCGAUGAGAGGGAAUAUCCCCAAACCACGAGCUAAAUCACAAGUUGUUUUUAAGCCACCAGUGUCUCAAAAGUCUGCUGUGGAAUCUGCUUCUAUUUCUCUACGACCAGAGAGCAAGACUUCCUGCUCUGCCACUCGAGUGGAAUGUGCAGAUGUGGAGACCCCAGACAUCAUCCUGAUCAAAGAUGAAGAUGAUGUUGGAGGAUGUGGAUCAGUUGUAGGUCAGGAUGAUGCUGCAAACCUAAGUGCGCAGGGUGGUGUUGAUACAGGGAGUGGGAAUAUAGAGUCGUCUUGCCUGACAGAUAAUGACAAGGAGCUGAGAAUUGUGAGCGUUCACGGACGAGGAGAAGGGCCUCUGCGGGAGAUGAGUGAUAGCCUCUUCACCGCCUCUGAACUCCAGGCUUUUGGCUCUCUGUCUCCUGACCACAAUGUAACCCAUGACAGCCUCCUGAACUUCACCGCUGGCGGCAAUGACAGAGCCCCAGGGCAAGAGAACAAUGUUGCGCUGGCAAGAAACGGUCAGCUGGAAAGAAAUCAUUCCCACAUGGCUUCAACAGCGCUGAAUCCUGCAAUAAAAACACCAGCAGUAGGAGCUGAUGGUCAUGCGGGACACACCAGUCAUGUCAGCCAGUUUCCCCAGCAGCAGAACGUCUUCCCUCACGCCGUCAACAAAGCCCUGGAUUGCAACUUCUGCGGCAAGCUCUUCCUCAGUCGUGAAGACUUGAUUGUACACCGGGCAACUCACACCGGGGAGACGCCCAUUCCUUGUUCGUUCUGCGGCAAGUCGUUCGUCAGCAAGACCACGCUGACAAUCCACAUGCGCAUUCACACAGGAGAGAAGCCGUACGCUUGUACGCAGUGUGGGAAGCGCUUCACACAGAACGGCAGCCUGAAGAUCCACCUGAGGACUCACUCUGGAGAGAAGCCCUACAGCUGCAGCCAGUGCACGGCCAGCUUCAACAACCCCAGCAACCUGCGCAGACACAUGAUCACACACAACGCUAACGGAGCGCUCUGACCAAGCAAAACUCCCUGCCAGUGAUUCUCGCGGUUGCCAUCUUGACUUUUCUGCUGCUGUUAACGCUUAUAAGCUGUAACGUUGUUAUUGGAGGAAACAGGGCAGGGAGGAGGGACAAGGGCUUUGCGGUAACUAUGGUACAGUUAUGGGUGAUAUGUUUAAAAAAAAGAAAAAAGAGGUCAUGAAAGGGAUUUUUUUUUAAUCAAAUGAAUUAAAUGCCUGCAAAUGAAGGUAUUCACAUUAAAGUUGACGUUGAUGCAACAAUCCUGUCUGUAAUAUUGCCACAGAGCAGUCUUGCUCAUUUAUUUUACUGCAUAUUCAGUUACUGUGUGGUUCAUGAAUCACUGUUGUGUCACAAUAUAUUUGUCAUCAUGCCAAAUACUACGCUUGGUACAAUAAAAACUGUUGCAAGAGUGUUGAUGUAAAGUGUUAUAAAGCUGUGCAGAAGUUUAUCAGUUUAACCCAUCACACAUUUGGCAGAAAUUCCCGGAUAUAUUGACUAUAAAGUUCACACUCGGAUCCGUCAGUCUAAACAUUAAAACUUGUUAGGAAUUAGAAAUGUUUGGCUUAUUGUACAGUGAGCCGGACACCCGGCAUGAGGAGAGGGACGUUUACCUGUCUCUCAUUUGUGUAUCUGCAUGUGUUUCACUUAAAAAGCAAACUACCUCCAAUGUUGUGUCUGUUGUCUGUCUAUUUUUGUCUUCUUUUUUGUACUUUCUGGUUAAUUUCAGAGUGAGCAAUAAUCAGUUCACUGUGGCUGUAAUCUUGAUGUAAAAUUAUGAUUAAAUAUUGUGAUGAUUUUUUUAA